Pan troglodytes (chimpanzee) is the source of this 897-nucleotide messenger RNA. RefSeq names its product LSM5 homolog, U6 small nuclear RNA and mRNA degradation associated (gene LSM5). Gene Ontology annotation, cellular component: U4/U6 x U5 tri-snRNP complex; U6 snRNP; Lsm1-7-Pat1 complex. Gene Ontology annotation, molecular function: RNA binding. The coding region runs from base 395 to 670 and encodes 91 amino acids. The transcript is spliced from 5 exons. The record is from RefSeq and is a predicted model, not a curated record. Lineage: Eukaryota; Metazoa; Chordata; Mammalia; Primates; Hominidae. Gene Ontology annotation, biological process: mRNA splicing, via spliceosome.
GAAAAUUGUAACAGUUAAUUGAUGGCAGGAAAUACGAAUUGAUUUAUACUGGUUUGAAGAUUCUGGCUUGAGAGGAAAUGCAACUUUACGGGGGAAGAAGACUCAAACGUUACAGGAACAAUUUAUUCACAAGGCAAAAUAUCUUCAACGUCUCUCCAAAACUUCAAGGGCAGAAUGGGUAUCUGCCGAGAUGGUAAAAUGUCCAGUGGGCAGGAAAUAUUUCACCGGAUCUCACUUGCCGGGGAAAAAAGCCAGUGAACACGACCCACGCAGCUGACUAGAUCGUGCGCUCGGCCUCAGAUUGGUCGAGCCUGUUUGGGCUGCGGAAAAAGCGGAAGCGCGCUUUUCAAAGUCGUCCCACCAUCAAUGAAGGCAGGCCACUUCCGGCGUAGCCAUGGCGGCUAACGCUACUACCAACCCGUCGCAGCUGCUGCCGUUAGAGCUUGUGGACAAAUGUAUAGGAUCAAGAAUUCACAUCGUGAUGAAGAGUGAUAAGGAAAUUGUUGGUACUCUUCUAGGAUUUGAUGACUUUGUCAAUAUGGUACUGGAAGAUGUCACUGAGUUUGAAAUCACACCAGAAGGAAGAAGGAUUACUAAAUUAGAUCAGAUUUUGCUAAAUGGAAAUAAUAUAACAAUGCUGGUUCCUGGAGGAGAAGGACCUGAAGUGUGAAUGAGUUUCCUUGACUUACACUAGAUUUUGUUUUGGCUUAUAAUGACAAGAAAAUGGAAUUUUUUUUCCCACCUUUCUAAUGUUUAAAUCCCAUAAAGCUAAGUUUCCCGUUAAAGGGAAGUGCUUUGAAGAUGUGUACCCAUUUUUGUAAGUUAAUCAUGAUUAUCCUGGAAAAAGAAGAAAAGAGCUUCUUCUUUGCAGAUGAAAAUAAAGGUGUUUUUGGUUAA